AUCCGCUACUGAUGGGCAGUGCUGCAAGGGGCAUGUCAGGAGGGCCGUCCUAGCCAAGAAAUAUUUGUUAUAACCAGACUCUUAAUUACUUAACUGAAGCGAUUAAACCUCUGCUUGGACAUAAGUCACUUAAUUGAUAACCUCUAAUGUGGAAUGGACAUUUUGUUAUAAAAAAAAAAAUCUCUUAAGUCUGCAUACCGCGUACGUAUAUAAACUGUGGGUUGCAGCUGUCCCAUUUAAGCGAUAUAGUGUAUUUGUACUGCAAUACCGCGUUACUGCACAUGUCAUACGCCUGCUUGCAUUGAAACCGUGAUUCAGCGGCUAGCAGCUUUCUAUCGUCCCUGUCUGCUGAAGGCGCGGUUGUGACGUCACAUGCCAUAUUGUUACAAAACUAGGAAGAUCUUGCAACACACGCAGAACUUUUUCAAGAGUGAAGUUUGAUAAGUAGUACCUGUACAUCUGCAAGAAGGUGUAUCUGGAGCGAUGCCCAUAGAUAAAGCUGAACGGCGUUACGAUGUAAAAGACCCUUUCGUUAAACUGCAAAAGAUACAGGUGCAAACCCCAUUGCAGAAGCAGGCCAUUGGAAACAUGAGGCGGAGGUCUGUGCGCAUUGCCUGCCGCCCGCCCAGGCAACUAGUGACUGACUCUACCAACGAAAGCAGCGAUUCCGAAGCCCACGUUCAAAGCAAGAAAAGGAGGUUACUUGGUGCUGGGGCAAGGGCAAGAGGACAGCUCCGAAAUGUGUCGCCGAAGGCAGGGUGCAGCCCUGAAAGUGACCCCCAAAACCAGACACCGUAUUCCAGCUUAAAAUCCAGGACGAGGGCAGCUUGUCCAGAGAAAGCCUCAAUAACCGUGGAAGUGCCUUCGGGCAGUGACAGCGAAUCACACAGCAGUGAGGACGACGGGUCUUUAGGACCAGGAGGUCUGUCUGCCUACGAACUGAAGCGGUUGAAGAAUAUCCAGCAAAAUAAAGCCUUUUUCUCAUUUCUUAACAUUCAAGAGACUACUGAUGCAUUGCGAGCCUUCUCCCGUAAGAGCAAACCACAAACACAAGGACUCAAACGACCUCAGCUUGCCCCUGUGAAUGCUGUAGCGACUCGGAAGUCACUGCGUCUGCAGAGACUUGACCCGGUGGAGGCCCCUGUGCCGGAGCAGCAGGACUUUGAAGAAGAAAAGACCUUGAACCAAUCAGGGCCUAUCGAAAUGGUGCCUGUCAACCUGGGAGCAAACGGCCGACUGCCUCAGAGUUUCUUGGACUGCUGGAAUGAGCCAUACAAAUGUGCAAAUGUAACGCAAAAAGUCAAUUUAAACGGGUACAAGUCGAGCCUAAUUGGAAUGACCCUCCAGGAAGACCACGUGGCUAAAGUUGUGAAAAAUCACAUCUUCUCUGUGGCAGUGCAUCCCUGUACCAGCACAGUGCUGGUGGCUGCUGGAGAUAAGUGGGGGCGUGUGGGACUCUGGGAUGUGAACAGUGAUUAUGGUGACGAUGGAGUGUACCUCUUUGAGCCCCACAGCAGGCCUGUGUGCUGCAUGUACUUUUCAGCUUCCCACCCAGCCCACCUGCUCACGCUCAGCUACGACGGGACCAUUCGCUGUGCCGACGUCAAUAAAGCCAUCUUUGAUGAUGUAUACCAAAGGGAAGAACCUUUGUCUUGCUUUGAUUUCCUUUCGAAAGACGGCUCCACCCUGAUAGCUGGGGCCUGUAAUGGGAAUGUCAUGGUCGUUGACAGAAGAGCACAGAGCAUGUCCCAUGAGCUGUUGACUGAGCUUGACAUCAUGGUGAUCAGGACUGUGCAUGUGCAUCCAGUGGACAACAAUUAUUUCAUGGUUGCGGGGAAAGGGAGCGUGUGCAUUUAUGAUGCCCGAUGCCUGAAACCCAAAGGCAGCAGGUCUGUGGCCUCCCUGCAGGGACACACCAAGACUGUGAAUUCAGCUUACUUCUCUCCUCUCUCUGGGAACAGAGUGCUGACCACCUGUAUGGACGACCGACUCAGGGUAUAUGAUUCCACCCGGUUCUGCUUGGAUGUUCCUCUUUUGGCUUCCAUUAGGCACAACAACAACACUGGUUGCUGGUUGACCAAGUUCCGUGCCGUGUGGAACCCCACACUGGAGGACUGCUUCGUGGUUGGCAGCAUGGCCCAGCCACGGCAGAUUGAGAUGUUCCACGAGUCCGGCUCCCUGCUCCACACCUUCCGUGGGGAUUGCCUUGGCUCCGUGUGCUCCAUCAACGCCUUUCACCCCAGCAGGAGUGUCCUGGUCGCGGGUAACUCCAGCGGCCGGCUCCAUGUCUUCAUGGGCUAACUGCAGCUGCACACUUUGGGCCAGAUGUACAGCACUACAAUAUUGUUUUGGGUUGCUCCACUUUGAAAUAAUGGCUUUCUGAGUGACUUGCAUGUAGUUUUUGAAGCAAUAGCAGUAACUCCUUUAUUUCACUUUGGGGGAGGUGUGGACCAUAUUUUGCACUGGAAAAUGUUAGUGUUUUGCAUUAAAUGUUAAUUAAAAAAAAAAAAAAAAAAGUUUUUCUAACUUUUAAAACUGUUCUAAUGUUAGCAUUUAUUUCUUUAAAUUAUAUAUGCACACACAUAUGUACAGUAGAUGCCGUUUAUUAAGAGCCCCUACCAUGUGAAUAUUGAGAAUAAAA
Molecule: messenger RNA, 2641 nt
Organism: Acipenser ruthenus (sterlet)
Lineage: Eukaryota; Metazoa; Chordata; Actinopteri; Acipenseriformes; Acipenseridae
Product: WD repeat-containing protein 76-like
Exons: 14
Coding region: 484-2301 (605 amino acids)
Biological process (GO): regulation of DNA damage checkpoint
Cellular component (GO): nucleus
Molecular function (GO): DNA binding; protein binding
Source: RefSeq, a predicted model, not a curated record